GAUUUUCGUAUUUUGGGUUGGAAAAAUCGAAACAGAGAGUGUUAUUGGUGAUUAUACAAAAUGGCAUCGAGCGCAAAUCGCUCAAGUGAUGUUAUUAUUAUCGAUGGGAGCAUAAUGGAAGGGGUGAGAAGAACUUACCUGUGGGUUUUGUACCAUUCACCAAGACAGCUCCCAUAAAAUGAUAUAUAUACCUUCUUGAGAUAACUUUUUUGUCAGUACGUGCUUCAUGCAGUCAGCUCAUAGAUUUUGAGUUUACCUUCAUUGUGUUAUAUUUCACUGCUAUUAAAUCUGUCUUGACUAUUUUCUAGGGUGGUCAAAUCCUCAGGAAUGCAGUGAGCUUUGCCUGUUUGUUGAAUUCUGCAGUUUGUGUUGAAAACAUCAGAGGUGGAAGAUCAACACCAGGACUGCGAGCUCAACAUAUGACUGGUAAAAACUAAAUGGUCAAAUAAUGUAAAUUUUCCAAAAUACCUGUUGCUUGAGACAAAAAUAUUUCUUUUCAAAGGAAAAACCCAAGCUCACAGCGUAAAGGGUCGAUCACAUUAUGCCACUCUAGUCAGCUGGGCUGAGAUUGCAGCUCAGCUUUCUGAAUAAAUCUUCUUAAAAUAAUGUUAGAAUUUACAUGAAGAGUGUCAGCCUGGUCUGAAACUAAAUGUAUAUUUCAAAUAAAUAACUGGUCAAAUGGGCUGAGAUACCCCAUGCAUUUAAGCUUCACCCAGGGCUGAAAGUAUGGACAACUUACAAGCGUGCACUGAUUGAGAUUUUAAACCAGACCACUUUGUAUGUGAUGUUUCCUGGCAGUGCCCAAUUUUAAACAUUGCACUCGGGAUUAAGGUCACCACAAGUGAUCUUUUGACAAAAAUACAGCUUCAUACACUAGCUGAUAGUCAGCUGACUAGUUAUUGGUUAGGAUGGUCGGUAGGUAGCUCGAUAGGUAGGCAUGAAAAGAUAAUCAAGGGAACUGACAAAUGAAAGUAAAUGAAGUUUUAUUAUUUCUAGGAUUGCAGCUGAUUAGAGAUAUUACUUCUGGUAAACUUGAUGGAGACAAAAUUGGUUCUAUGUCCGUUACUCUUCAUCCCACAAAUAUUGGUUCAGGGACAUUUAUUGCAGAUACCAAAACAGCUGGGUAAAGGAAUUUUAACUGAUUUUCUUUUGGUUUUGUUAUUACUCUCUGAUUUUCUGUUGUUUCUGUGGUCGAAAUAUGAAAACCUCAAUUGAGUUGUAUUCUUGCUGUUCUUGCUAUGUUUUUAGGCAGGAGUUUGGCUAUUUCUUAAUUCUUUAUGAAGUGUGUGAAAUGUUCGUCCAUACUUUUGCCUUGCUCUACAACCAAAGCAAUGCAAUCUUAUCCCCAGGAUUUCUCAGUUUUGUCCCUUUUUCUGGUGAUUAUUCUGUACUAUUGACAUCAUUUUCUGGUUAUCGUAAACAUCUUCCAAAUUUGGUUGAUGUGAGCUGGUCAUGAAGAAUUAGCCAUGGGAAUUGAGCCUAUCAGAAAAGAAGAAAUAAAUUAUUUUGAAUGAAUAACAAUGCAUGAUAAUGAAAUAAAAGAAACUAACAUUCAAGCUAAUUAUACAUUUUACUACAACAUAUCAAUUCACAUUAAAUAAAAUAAAAUUUGGUUUUCAGGAGUGUAUGCCUGCUCAUGCAGCUUGCUUUACCCUGUUUACUCUAUGCACCUGCUGCAUCAAAACUGAUUCUUAGAGGAGGAACAAAUGCAGAAAUGGCUCCACCUGUUGAUUUCAUGACAGAUGUAAGUUGUCAGUCAUUAUUUAUGAGGUUUUAAUACUUAUAUUAGAUACGUCAAUUUGUUUUAGCCCCUGCAGUGCCACAUCAAUGCAACUGGGAUGAGUGUUAAUGAUCAAGAAGGUAUAGUGCUGUUGAACAAUGUGACUAUUGAGGUCACAAAAUUAAUUGCUAAUGGCUGCAACUGCACUUGGUAAGUUUAUAACCAGGCUAGUUUUUGCAAAACCUGGUAAAAAAUUCUUCAGAACGUAACCUCAUGGUUAAAAGAGUUUGACCAGGUUAAUUUUUAUCAGAGGCUGGACUCAAUUUAGACUUUCACAAAGUCAUUCAAUGUUGCACAGUUUUUUGUUUGCUCACUUAAGUCCCCUAGUGUGGCCACAGCCAAUGUUUAUUAGCUUUUUUUUUAGUUUUACCUCACUUUGAUCUCUUACAGGUUUUAAGGCCUAUUGUCAAAAAGUUAGGUGUAGAGUUUGAUUGUGACAUUGUCAGAAGGUAAGUUAACUUGCUGUAGAAGUCACUGUGGCUUAAAUUCCUAAUGGCUCUGCCUUAAAGAGCAAGACCAAGGAUUAGAUGGACCAGGGAUAACUUGGAUGGCUUCAUAAAAUGCUGGCACUAAAUUGCCCGCAACAAUUGGACUAGUAGAGGUCAGUAGGGAAGUGUACACUGUACCUCCAAUGGCAGACAUUCAACGGUGACAUUUAACACUAACUGAACUGAACUGAACUGCCUAUGUGUAUAUCCAGGGUUAUUAAAGUCAUGAUGAACAAGGGUAAACAAAAUUUUUCAAGGUCAGGAAUUAGGGAACUUUUCUUGGCAUAAAGUGAGGAGAAAAUAGUUCUUAGCAAAGUUAGUGAAAAGUCAGCUAAUUUUUCUUUCAGGAGGACAUUUGGUUUCAUUGAACCCAUAAGACAAUUGAAGAAGAAGAGCCUUUAUUUACCAUAUAUUUGAGAUCAUGCAAGUAAGCUCUGUUGAGCUUUUUGAUGAUCUCUGCUUUAUUCUAAAUAGAUGCAUAUUCUGGAUUGUACAAAAAAUGCUUGUAGAGGAACUAAAAAUGAAGAGACAAUAAUAUUCAAAGCCUGCAAAAUUAACCAGCUUCAAAGUUAGUAAAAGUUAAUUCUUUUUUACAGUCUGGUAAAGUCAGGAAUUGUAGUCACAGAUAGAUUGGAUUUUUUUGUUCAAGUGAGUGGCAUGGCAUUCAUUAAUAUGAUGUUGAUUCAUAGUCAGUUUCCAGCAAUUUUUAAUUGUUUUUUUUUUUCUCUUCUACAAGAGGUUAUUACCCGAAAGGAGGAGGUGAGAUUCAUGUGACAGUGAAGCCAGUCAAACAGUUGAGACCUUUACAGUUACUGGAGAGAGGAUCAUUAACAAGAAUAACUGGACGAGCAUUUGUUGCAGGAAGGCUUCCUUUGAGGGUUAGUUAUUGCCUCACGCAUCGUCGAGUGAUUUAACCUUGGUUAGUAACAUCUGCAAAGCAGCGCCGAUAUCCUUGUUCUGGGUCCCAAUGGAUUCAAAGAAUUACUGGAACUGCAUUUCGAAUUUCCUUUUAACUUGAUUGGCAUGUCAACAGUGGCUUUUUAACAAACCAACCCUGGUGCGUACUUAAAUCCUGUUACACACAGGUGGGAGCCCAGCUGCGAGAACAAGGAUUUUGGCACUGUUUCACAGACAGACUUAACCAGAGUUUACAGUUUCAUCUGUUUAGGUUAGUUAACAAUAAGCCAUUUCUGACUUAUACGAGAAACCUUCAGAAAGAACUGGACAUCAAUAGGGAAGAGGUUCUCCUCUUGCACAUUAGUUUGGACCAGAGUAGACUCUGUGCAUAUUGUCACCUAUUGUCCUCAGUGAACCAUCAGUGCACUUGUAGACUGCCACCUAUGCAUGAGUAAAUGUACAUUUCAAAUUUUGCUCUACCAACCCUGAAAAAAAAUGAAAGAUUACUCCAAUCUUUUAUCAGUCUAGGACCAAAGAGAAAUUAAAGUGGGAUGGAAGGUAAAAGAUAAAAAGGGAUGGGAACCAUGAUUGUUACAAUAUGAAGAUGGGAAAUGAAAAAGAGGUGUACACCAACUUUAAGAGAAGUGACAGUUAUGAGGAAUUGAGUCAGAGGCUGGGAACAGGUUUUGAUGGAAUUAAAAACAUACAAAGGGGUCAGGUACUAAAUGGGAAGGGACUGGCAAGUGGAAACUGACUGAAACAGAAGAAAAAAGGAAGUGGGAAAUGGGAGAUAAGGGAAGGGAAAUGGAACAGAAAAGUGGGAACUGCUAGGUGGGAUGGGGGUGGAAAAAGAAGCUAGAAGAGGGGAGGGUGCAAAAGGGGCGGAAGCUGGGGGACAAGUUCAUUGAAAAUGGGAGAAGGAGUUAGAAAUUAGAGGAGAUACAAUGGGAAUAGGAGAGAAGUGGGUGAAAUAUGGUAGGGUAGAACUUUGGGAAAGAAAGACUGGGAGAAACAGAGAUGGGAACUGGGAAAGAAGUGUGCGACUUGGGAGAGAAAAGGUGGGAACUGGAAGAGAAAGGGGUAAAAGUAGGAGAAAAUAGAUGGUGAGAAGAAAGAGGAUGGAAAGUGGAAGAAAAAGAAGUGAGAGCUGGAAGAAAAUGGGAAGAGAAGUGCUGGGAAAGAUGUUUGUGAAAAUGGGAAGGGAAAAGUGAGAACUGGAAGAAAAAGGGGUUAAGAAUUGGGAGCUGAAGGGAUUAGAACAGGAAAGGAAGUCUUUGGCGAUGGGGGCCUACAUGAUACAUUUUUUAUAAUAAAAUAGUUAUUGAAGCCAAAAUACAUUUUUUUUAUUGAUACCAAAAUAACCUUAACUUACUUAUAACCUAACGUUAACUGGUAUUUUCUAAUAAUAUUGAUCUACAGAUAGCCCAGACCAUGGCCAGAGAGGCAGACAGGGUUUUAAGGAAAAAAUAUCCUGACCUCAGUGAUAUUAACAUUGAACCAGUUCAAGAACCUCCUGAAAAAGCACAUGAAAGUGGAACAGGAAUAAUGUAACUCUUCCUUCAGCCAUUGGUAGCUAGCUGAAUAUUCAGUUGACUCCUUGACUUCAUCUUAAUAAUUUAGAUGAUAAUAUUAAGCAGUUGCUUUUUUUUACUGUCAAACUUCGAAACUUUUCUAUGCCUUGAAUGCUUUUAGGGAACUGAUACCAGAGAUUUUAAAUUUAACUCUUUAAGUCCCAAUAGUGACCAGCAGCAAUUUUCUCCUAACAAUAUCCAUACAUUAUCAUGAGAUUAGGUUAUGAGAAUUAAUAAAAUAAUCACCUAAGAGAAAAUACUUUGAUCUUUUAACAAAUUCUCUUAACUAAUUCUUAACGGAAAUGUAUAGAGAUCAGUUUGGAGAAUUUGUAUGUAGAUAUUGGGGCUUAAAGGGUGAAGAGAAAUUACUAGCCUGAAAGACCAAUAUAUUAUUGAAAAAUAGAGGACAAAAAAGAAUUCUUUUUAAAAUUAUUGAUAGUUUGUAGGACUCUUCAUGCAUUUAAUACAAGUACCAUUGUCAUUUAAGUGGAUUUUUUUUCUUCCUUUUUUUCUAAUGCAGCCAUAUAUGAGCCAUUUUAAAAAUGCCUGGUUAAUUAGAUGAUUAAUGUCACCAAUGCUUAUCAAUCAUAAUAUUAUGCCUCCUUGAUUGAAUAUGUAAUGAUACAAUAUUAUUGUGAUGUUUCUUCAGGGUCAUGGCUGAAUCGUCAACUGGGUGUAGACUAGCUGGAUCAGCAAUUGGAAAGAAAGGUGAACGUCAGUUUCUUAUUGGUUUAUAUAAUAUAUAUACUUCAGCCAAUUGACCAGUGUAUCUUCUGCAAUGUGGAGGCAUGUGGCUGAGUGGUUAACACCACGAACUCCGCAUCUGGAGGUCCAGGGUUCAAGCCUCGCCCAUUGCAUUGUUUCCUUACACAAGGAAACUUACUCCACUUUGCCUCUCUUCACCCAGGUGUAUAAAUGGGUACUGGUAACAUACUGCUGGGGGAUAAUCCUGCAAUGGACUAGCAUCCUGUCCAGGGGAGAGUAGCGAUACUCCUAGGCAUGGUUCAUGCUAAGAAAACCGGGAUAAACUCCGGUCAUUUGGGGCUUUGGCUCAUGUGCGCCUUUACCAUUUUUUUAUCUUCUACAAAGGUUUUGUUUGCACAUGUGUUGACUUAACCCUUUAAGUCUCAAUAUCCACAUACAAAUUCUCCAAACUGGUCUCCAUACAUUUCCUUAAAGAAUGAGAUAAGAGAAUUUGAUGAAAGAUCAAGGUUUUUUCUCAUUGGUGAUCAUUUUAUUAAUUCUCAUAACCUAAUCUGUUAACAAUGUAUGGAUAUUACUAGGAGAAUAUUGAUGUUGGUCACCAUUGGGACUUAAAGGGUUAAUAGGUCAUUUCUGAGUUGCCCUAAAUGCAAAGCCAUUGAUAUAAAAAGGAUUUUUUGUUCUCAUGAAAAUGAAAUUCAUUUUCACAAGAAAAGUUUUUCAGUUAGCCUUGUUUUGAAAGUGAAAGUUUUUGGAACUUGGAAAUAGCCUACUGACACAGCUGUACAAUCACAUGACUGAUCCUCACCCCUUCCCUACCCCUGCAUGGGUAUCAUAUCUUUUAUCAGCCCUUGCGAUAUUACUGUUGCAGGAGUCCCAGCAGAAGAAGUAGCAAGAAAUGCUGUUGAUGAGCUGACUAGUAAUCUUCAGCAUAACAGCUGUGUUGAUGAACAUUUGCAGGAUCAGGUGAGUAUACCAGGAAACUUAAACUCUCUUUGAGGUUGGGUGGGCUUGCCGUGGGUAAAAAUGAGGCUAGACUAGUACUGUGAGCAGUCUCUCUUUUUCUCAGAAAUCUGUCACAAAGCACGAGAGGUAUGUAAGUUGUGUGGGUGCCAGUAUGCUCAGCUGACUGCUUGCAGCUCACACAUUCACACAUCACACUCUCUCACUGUAGCCUCUGUUUACAAUAAGGUUAGUAGAGACCUUUAGAUUCCGAGACGAGUAUGACUACAAGUGUGAGAUUUUCUCAAUACUAAGUAGGGCUUGCGCGUGAACCAGUGUCAUUUUAGCGGGAAAACAUGAUUGCCGUUGUCAUUCUACUACGAGUUUUAGCUAGAAUGUCUUGGUAACAGAAACAAGUUAUAAAGUGUUAGAGGUUUUAUCAUUUUGUGGCCGGGAGAUGGCUUAAGCUCCUUCAGCAAAGAUAUGUGCUAAUUUUUUGGUGAAGAAGAAGAGCAAUGAAGCUUUCCGGGGUGUCUAUAAUUUAAGAAUGCAUGAACAAACUUCAAGUCAAAUCUUGUACUCAUAGUCAUUCUUGUCCUAGAAUCUAAAGGUCUCUAAUAUUUGAGAGACUGAAUACUUGUGUGAAUGUACAGAUUUAUCAUUUCAUUCUUUUUUUUUAAAAGGGCAUUCCUCUCUUAGAUGUGGGCCACUGACAAUGCACACCCAAACAGCAAUUCAUGUGGCAGAAAAAAUUAUGAAGGUCAGCCCAUCUUACUCUUGCUUGGUUUAAAGCAUAAUUCUUAAGUCAGUCAAGUGGGCAAGCUGCUCAGGCAGUAACCUAAAUAACUGGCAUUUUUUUAGUAAGCACACAUUAUUUUGCAGAUAAUGAAGUGUUAGGAUGCUAAUUGCACAAGUGAGGGGGGACGUGGCCGACCUAAAAUAAGGCUCUAUUUUUGCAUCUUUUGGCAAAGCAAAACACAAUUGUGAAAUUGUGUCAGAUUAGCAAAAAUUUGGCCUAAUCUCAGGUUAAGUCACUGCCUUCAAGCAUAAUGUGCAUGUAAGCAAAAUCACACUAGCUUUCCCAUGUCUCACUUCUGCGUGCACACAAUGAGUUUCACACAUGCUCGUGUACUUGUACACCCUACUAUAUACCCCUGAGGAAAACCAGGGACUCCUCAGAAACUAAUAUCUUGUGAGGCAUUUCCAGUGUACGAUACAAAAGCACCUGUUCUUUGCUGGUUUAAGCAAGCCGUUAGCGAAGUGAAAGUUGGGAGGGCUCACAAUGAUAUAAAUCUUCAGGCUCCAUAUGGUCUACACCCUUUUCACAUUAGUACUUGUAUACCCAGAUGUGUGUGGGGAACAACAUUUUCAGCUUCUUUUGUACGUGAACCACCGUCAGUAAAAAGCAACACAUUCAAUAACCGACCCAUUCUGACUUAAUUUUAUCAUCCAAAUAAGUUUACAAUUUGAAUUCAGGGUUUCACAUUAGUAGGUUGCAGUAAAUAGACAAAGUAAUACAUAUAGUCAGUUGCUAGUUGCAGUGGUUGGAAAUAUGUGGUGUUCUAUUUUGAAAUAAAUACAUUUUAAUAGCUUUAAUUCCUUGAAUGAACAUUUCUCAGCUUCUUUUUCUCUCCUUUAGGCAAAAAUCCAGGUUCAACAACUCUCAGAAAAGGAAGGCUGUAUCAUUGAAUGUGAUGGAAUAGGGUUACAAAAUCCACAUCUCUAA
Molecule: messenger RNA, 8106 nt
Organism: Porites evermanni
Lineage: Eukaryota; Metazoa; Cnidaria; Anthozoa; Scleractinia; Poritidae
Source: the annotation of a GenBank genome assembly